CGCUCCCCCUGGCGGGCGGCGGAGGAACAGCAGCUGAAGACGGCGGCGCUAGUGGGUCGAGCUUCGUGUCGAUUCGUCCUCUUCUUCGGUUUAAUCAUCCAACGACGCGUUGUUUGACCGAGAGAAAGGCCGAAGCGGCGCUGUCUCCGUGUAAAUGGCGUCUAACGAUUAUUCCCAAACACCUAGCCAGGGCUAUCCAUCCUAUGGUGGAGGUGGCGGUGCUAGCCAGGGCUAUGGUCAGUCGUCUGGCCCGGGUUACGGCCAGCAGGGCUACGGAGGCUACAACCAGAGCUCGGACAGCAGCUCCAGCUCCUACAACCAGGGAGGCUAUAGCGGCUACAGCCAUCCUCAGUCAGGUGGAUACGGGUCUCCAUCCUCCAACCAGGGUGGUGGCGGUGGCGGGUAUGGUCACUCAAGUCAGUCCUACAGCUCCGGUGGCUAUAACAGCAGCAACCAGCCGUCCAGCAUGAACUACAGCCAGCAGUCGUCAUUCUCCGGGUACAGCCAGCAGCAGCAGCCUCCUCCUCCAUCCUCUGCGGGUUAUGAAGGCAACUCGCCAGCUCCCGGCUACCAGCCACCGAGCAGCGGAGCGAGCGGAGGCGGUUACGGCAGCAGUGGAGGGCAGCCUGGUGGUAACUAUGGGGGCAGUGGGAGCCACCCACAACCGUCUCAGCACGGAGGAGGUCACUACAACCAGCCGCCGAGCUACAACACCCCUCCUCCGCCGAGCUACAGCCAGCAGAGCCAGUACGGGCAGAGUGGAGGAUAUGGAGGCGAUAGCCCGCCGAUAAGUGGAGGAGGAGGCGGAGGAUACGGUGGUCCUGAUGGAGGUUACGGAGGUCAGGAAGGCCGCGGGGGCAGGGGCCGCAGUGGAGGCGGAUUUGGAGGCCGCGGUGGUGGCGGAUACGAUCGAGGUUUUGACCGAGGCGGCCGAGGUGGUCCAAGAGGAAGAGGAGGCAUGGGAAUGGGCGAUCGUGGAGGAUUCAAUAAGUUUGGUGGACCAAGAGAACCAGGACACGGAGGACCCGGCUUCAUGCAGGACCAGGAUAACUCUGAUAACAACACCAUCUUUGUGCAAGGCCUGGGAGACGACUACACUGUCGAAUCAGUGGCUGACUUUUUUAAGCAGAUUGGGAUCAUUAAGGUAAAUAAGAAGACAGGCCUGCCCAUGAUCAACCUGUACACAGACAGAGAGACGGGGAAGCUGAAGGGGGAGGCCACGGUCUCCUUCGAUGACCCCCCCUCAGCUAAAGCUGCCAUCGAGUGGUUCGAUGGUAAAGACUUCAAUGGAAACCCAAUCAAGGUGUCCUUUGCCACACGCAGAGCUGACUUUGGAGGCCGAGGAGGCAUGAGGGGAGGUCGAGGGCGAGGAGGUCCGAUGGGCCGUGGAGGGUUUGGAGGCGGACGAGGUGGAGGUUUCCCAGGAGGCAACGGUGGCAAUGGAGGAGGAGGAGGUGGUGCCGGUGGUGGAGGAGGGCAGCAGAGAGCCGGAGAUUGGAAGUGUUCAAACCCUAACUGUGGGAACUUGAACUUCUCCUGGCGUAACGAGUGUAACCAGUGCAAAGCUCCGAAAGCUGAAGAUGCUGGUGGGAUGUCGCCCAUGGAGCGAGGAGGUUACGGAGGAGGCGGAGACCGCAGAGGGGGGUUUGAUCGGGGUGGCUUCAGGGGCCGCGGCGGCGACCGCGGCGGCGGAGGCUUCAGAGGAGGCCGAGGAGGCGAGCGGGGAGGAUUCGGCCCCGGCAAGAUGGACGUGAGGGGCGACCGCAGGCAGGAGCGGCGGGGCCGUCCCUAUUAGACCAUCCCGGCUGCUCGCCGUGACGACCAGUGUGCACAGGUGUCUGUACGGGACACAGCCCACCCCUCUCACCUUUUAUAUCACUCCUUAUUCAACAUGUGACUCUCCCUGUGUUAGUGUUAGCUGUCGUGAUUCAUCCACACUGUCUGCUCGGCGGGGCGUCGUUUACCAAAACAAGCUUCAAAUCGACAUUUUAAUUGAUCAGAUUUUAUAUCUGCCCGACUCUCCGGGAUCAUGACUGGACACCGCUCUGUUCCAGCUUCACGCUUUCACUCUGUCAGAGUAGCUUUGCAUGAUUCCCAGCUCAAAAUAUUUAUGUCUGAGAAGUGAAUAAAGAUCAUCAGCUGGCGUCACUAUCUGUCCAGAAUUUCACAAAUUUGCAGGAUUUUCAGAGAAACGUGUGCACAAAGCGAGCAGAUUCAGAGCCGUUACCGGUGUUUUGAUCCCUGCUGAUGAACGCGGCACCUCCUCCUGAUGUUCGGCAGGGUCAGUGAGCGACGUACGACGGCUCAGACCGUUCGGGAUCAAGAGGCACAGAUGCCACACCUGCCCGCUGAUGCCAGCUCAUUCUGAUCAUGGCCAGUGUGCGAUGUAAAUGAAGCCCCGGCUCUACAGCUGUGUUUAAGAACUUUUUACUAUUUAUUAUUGGUGUUUUUGUAUCGUGCUCGUGCUGCUUUUCCAAAUGAAAGUGUUGGCCAAGUAA
This is a messenger RNA of Pelmatolapia mariae (spotted tilapia), 2498 nucleotides long. It is a transcript of the gene fus, whose product is annotated as FUS RNA binding protein. The transcript is spliced from 15 exons. Bases 155 to 1795 code for a protein of 546 amino acids. Gene Ontology annotation, biological process: regulation of DNA-templated transcription. Lineage: Eukaryota; Metazoa; Chordata; Actinopteri; Cichliformes; Cichlidae. The record is from RefSeq and is a predicted model, not a curated record. Gene Ontology annotation, molecular function: RNA binding; transcription coregulator activity. Gene Ontology annotation, cellular component: nucleus.